AAUCAAGGAACUGUGGAUAUGGACCACAAUGGUGGAGGACGAUCUAGCUGUCAAAAAUACAUCCGCUGAUACUUGUUCAUUCCGUAUUGUGGUUAGAUCAGGAAUUAUUUACAGUUUUGUUUAAUGAAUAAAGCGGUAUUGCAAUCAUCGUCACGAAUAGCUGUGAAGGUAGAACUCGAAGAUGUUUAGUAUUCAUAAAUUGUGAGUGUAUGUGCUUUAAGGUGGGGUGUUUGACGGACAUAUCAUCGGGUUUCUAGGAAGAAACAAAGCAAGAUCAUUUCCCAGACAAUUUUUAACUCACGAUGAAUAAUCGUCGACGUACAAAUAAUUUCACGUACGUAAGUUCGUGCGUGAAAUACAUGAUUUUCCUGCUGAACUUCGUAUUUUGGCUAUUUGGCGGUUUGCUGAUAGGCGUUGGCCUUUACGCGUUUGUGGACAAAUGGCAGGCGACUGGUUCUGUGAGAGUGGAAAAUGUGUAUGAUGUCGUUUUGAAUAUUUCACUGGUUAUGGUGAUUGCCGGCGGAGUUGUCUUUGUUGUCAGCUUUGCAGGCUGCGUUGGAGCGCUUCGUGAAAAUACCUGCCUGCUUAAAUUUUACUCGCUGUGUCUAUUGGUCUUCUUUUUACUGGAGAUGGGAGUUGCAAUCGUAGGCUUUGUAUUCCCACAUACCUUGCAGUCGUUGUUAGAAGAUUCACUCACUGAUAAAAUUAUCCAAACUUACCGUGAAGACCCUGAUCUGCAAAACUUCAUAGAUUUUGGACAAAAAGAGUUUAAAUGUUGCGGCCUGAGUGGUGAGGGCUAUCGGGAUUGGGGAAAGAAUGAGUACUUCAACUGUUCUAGUCCGAGUGUUGAGAACUGUGGAGUACCAUUUUCAUGUUGUAUGAAUGCUACCAACAUUUCUAGUGGAUUGGUAAACAUUAUGUGCGGUUACAAGGCACAAAACUUGACACUUCCAGAAGCGAGUAAGAAAGUAUGGACUAAUGGCUGUAUAGAGAGAGUACGGAGUUGGGCAGAACGUAACUUGUACGCUAUAGCUGGUAUAGCUUUGGGCAUAGCGCUCAGUCAGUUAUUUGUAAUUUAUCUGGCAAAAACUUUGGAAGGCCAGAUCGAAUUGCAAAAGUCACGUUGGCACUCCUGAGCCUGACCUCAGGCCACCUACCGCUACCAAAUCACCUCUUCGAACGGCAGGCAGGUGGCCAGCUGUCAAUCCAGAAGCCAAGAAACCGAAAUGGUAAAGUGGAAUGCGUCUACCGAGAUUAUUGUUUUAAUUUUUCUUUAUUAUUACAAAGUAAGUUAUCUCGUAAACUGAAAACCGCUCUUAAUAAUCUAGUAUUAGCAUUUUGGGUAUAAUAUUUAUCUUUGUUUGUUUAUCUGUUUCCUUUUUUACAGUUUUCAGGCUACGUCACAUAUGUCACAAAAACACUCUAAUUAGGUAGUAUAAAACACUGUUAUGGCUGAAACAGAUGCCUCAAAUAUUUGAGCAGGGGGUGCGAGUUUGAAAAAAAAAUAACUAACUAUAUUUUCGGUUGGUGAAUGACAGCGGAAUAUAAUGCUAUUCGAUGAAAAAAAGAAUGGUGUCUAUUGCACACAAAUAAUCUUUCUCAUUACAUAUUGUAAUUCAAGUUAUGAGAAAGUGGUUUCUUUGAAAUACAUAUUAUUUCAUAUUAGUCAUCCGUAAAGUGUGAGAUUCUUUCCAUCUGCAAAGUUGGUUUUGCAAAUAUCAGACAUGAUUAUUAAAAACAAGACUCUCGUCAAACGUUACAUUGACAGCCAUUGAUAGCCGUUCAUAUUUCAGUAAACAAGUGUGGUGUUUCAAUGAUAGAUCUGUAACUUGAUAUAGCUUAGGGAGAUUGGCAGCCUGAAUCAAAUAAUAAGAACGUAUAAAAAUAACAAAUAACGUAAUUAAUAGGUAAUCGAAAGAAUUUGCCCCCAUGGCUUGACGAAAAAUGAAAAUCAAAGUUGCUUCUUUAUACCUGGUUAAUUGAAACACUGUACUUUUAACGGGAAACAAAUAUGUUCAAAGAUUAGAGCUCAAAAAACGAGCAACAGUGAGAAACUCGCAUCUACGAUGCUCGUGCAGAGUUUGAAUCUCUUUGUCUGAAUAGCUUGCUAACAAACGAAAGCAUGAAUUACUAUGAUUUGCUACAAUAAUAGCUGCCCUUUAUCCCAAAGCUACGAGGGUAACCAAUAUCAUCUAUACUAUCGAGUGAAUGUUAUUUCUUGACUGUAUUUUGUGAUUCCUUUUUUUACCAUUGAUAUGUUUUUCUAUGAAUAUUGAAGGGGUAUAUUUGUAUUUAGAGACUGCUUCAUAUCAUCACUUUCUUCCUGCAAAUCACUAAAAUUGAAAACUAACUAUACUAUUCACGGAGUUCAUUCGUAAUAUUUCAUUUUACCCAGAUACUUUGUUUUAUCCGAUUGAUGGUAAAACAUUUUAUAAAAACAUCUGAUAAAUACUUUAGAAUCAGUGUUUUUGAAGGAAAAGGUAACUUAACGGAUUCAAAUAUAAUACUACGUUCUUAUUUAUUCCGCAACGUAGCACGUCUCUUCGGCACAUGCAGCCUGAAUAUUCAAAAUAGUAGUUCCUCAUCAUAGUGUGAGAAGAAAUAGAGGACGAAGUAUAACCCACAUCGGAUAGUCUAUCUAUAAUAGUGCAUACCCAGCAAUAGUCGGUGAAUAUUCUUCCUUUACAGCUGUGAAUCUCUUUCUAAUCAUAGUUUCUAUCAUCCAUCAUCACGCAUACAUGCUGAAUAAUCGCCAGACUAUUUUUUGACUGCACAAGUUGUAACUUCGUGUUCAUUUGUAAUUUCUAUGGAUUGCUAAGUCACAAUGGGUAAACUAUCGCGAAGUACCACUGUAGUGGAAACCUGGGAUAUGCCUGUGCGUCACCUCAUUGGUAAAGAAUUUGAUUACAACAUUGCAUUACAACACCUAUUCUAGGUGUAGAGUCCAUGAUGUAUAUGUAGAUUUGUCUGCACUACAAACAUCACCCAUAUAAUGAUAAUUAUUUAUUAUGACGUUUAGUAUCGAAUUGACUUUGAUUACCUAUCUGACAACAGAAUAUAUUAUAUAUACUCUUCAAUUGUAAAACUGUAUGUGUUACAUGCAGUUUAUAUGCACAAAUAAUCGCUGCCGAUAGUCCAAAUGGCAUAAGAAAUUUUAUAAUAUGAAUUAAACUUUCUUAAACAUACCUACUGUUAAAUCGGCAUCAAGGAAAGUCUAGUGCCAAAACAGAUUUAUUAGCGAAUUAAAAAUUUCGAGCGUUUUGAGGUUUUAAGUUUUUCUUUUUUUUUUUACUAAGAUCUGACAAUAAGCAUAAAAAAAAUUUGAUUUUGUAUACUUACUACUUGUAUUUAAAAAUUUUUAUAAAUUAAAGAGGAAACUAUCAAUUGA
Messenger RNA from Neodiprion fabricii, 3388 nucleotides. Its product is annotated as tetraspanin-33-like. Bases 303 to 1136 code for a protein of 277 amino acids. Lineage: Eukaryota; Metazoa; Arthropoda; Insecta; Hymenoptera; Diprionidae. Gene Ontology annotation, cellular component: membrane. The record is from RefSeq and is a predicted model, not a curated record. Gene Ontology annotation, biological process: protein localization to plasma membrane; protein maturation. The transcript has 6 exons.